AUGACCCACUCAGGCAUGUUGCAGGGCUACCGCAAAGUCCUCCAAAUGUUCAAGCCUUUCCAGGGCAAUGACCAAGAAGGGCUCAUCCACAAUAUGAAACCACCGAAGCGUCUCGGCAAACAGGUGUCUCGAGCAAAUGAGGGCUAUAGUCACAUCGAAACUCAUACCAAGAGUUUCGGACAGAUGCUCAAGCGACGCCCUGCAGUUGCAAACCUUCGUCAACUUCUUUUCGAACACAACCCUAAGCGAGGCAUUGCAUACUCGUCCCCUUCAGAAAAGAAGCUGUUACUCGACGGUGAAGAUGAUAAUGGAUGGUCUGAUGGCACUUAUUCAGACGGCAUGAGCUCUCUCCAAUUCCCAUUCACCAAAGAUUCCUUUCGCCCUAAGGAAGCCUCACACAUGCGGCCCUCCACCAGCCCCGAGAGAGCGAAACCGCACUACACGGAUUGCAUGGAGUGCGGAAAGCUUUUCCUGGACGACCAGCAGACGUUCUUGAUGGAAUGCGCGGGGUGCAGAAAGCCAUUUUUGGAACGGCAGAGAGGCUACAGGGACUGCGCCAGAUGUGGAAAACCCAUUCAGGACGAGCAGAACAUUGAUGGCGGAACCUCUACAACGACUAUGCCAUACCGAAAUAUGGAGGAAAUCAUGGAUACCUACGGGGCCCUUCCAGAGAUGAAUGGGUGGUUUGAAGAUACCGAGAUCUAUGCAGCAUACAGCAUGAAUGAUCAGGAAGAGCACAUGAACGACGCCAUCGUCGAGGAUGAGAAUCAUCUGUCCGUGGUCAGUCGUCGAGCCCAUGACGAACACGAAGCUUCCCAACGUCCCAUAAGCAAUGCCUCUCAGUUUUCCUUCAGCCUAUCAUCCUCCUACAACGCUGAAGCAUACAAUGGCCAGGUCUACACCGCCGCAGAGGUCAAGGUCGUGCAUAUUCAUCGCAACUCCAACGUUGAGGUUGUGCGAACUCACAGCAGCAAAAACUCGGGCACAGAUUGGCCUCUGCGGAAUGCAGACAUCGAGGACAGGCAAGUCCGUUCGAUUUCAUAA
Messenger RNA from Cryphonectria parasitica EP155, 1044 nucleotides. RefSeq lists its product as uncharacterized. Lineage: Eukaryota; Fungi; Ascomycota; Sordariomycetes; Diaporthales; Cryphonectriaceae. The transcript has a single exon. The record is from RefSeq and is a predicted model, not a curated record. The coding region runs from base 1 to 1044 and encodes 347 amino acids.